AAUAUCUACACGUAAUCGCAGUCUGCGUUGAUUUUGAAUUUAUGUUCUAACAAGUUGUUAUUAGGUCUAGGGUUUCUACAAAACUAGCAUCUUAGGGUUUUUGAUUGGUUAAAUCUCGAGUCUAGUUGCACAGGGUGGUUUGUGAUGUGAGUAUACACAGCCGAAAAAGAUGACUGGUAAAACCGGAGUACAUCUGGAUUGCAGAAAUUCGUCGAAUCCGUACCAUGAAUGUUCUGAAUUUUGCUUCAAGUUUAUUGCUGAGGCCAAGAAAUUGGCUGCUAAAAAUGAACCAGCUGGCUUGAAAGCUGAAACCAGAAGCUCUCAACCGACUUCAAUUAUAACAUCUGUUCAAACUAAGCUCCCAAAUAAUGAAAAAAGUGAACCUGAUGAUCUUCGAAGUGGCGAUGACAACACAACCACUGAGGAUCAACCACAAGUGGACUUCACUAAGUUUACAAGGAAACAAAAGAAGCUAUUUGAGUUGAGGCCGAAGAUGAACGAGGCAAGGAAAGCCAAUCAAAGUGCCAUGGUGGCAGAAAAGAAAAGAAAGGUUGGUCCACAAGAGUCGAGGGGAAUUUCAAAACAGAAGUGGUUGUAUAAGAGGAAGAAGAAGAUCGGGAAACUUCUAGAUGCAAACGGGUUGGAUAUGAAAGAAGCAUAUAUGUUAGAUACGCAGGAGGUGGCAGAAACAGAGUACAAAAAAUGGGAGAAGGAACCUGCUCCAGCUGGUUGGGAUGCAAAUUUCAAAGAGUUGGCCCCUCCAAGUGCAGAAUCAGAACAAAUAAUCAAAGAGAUCUACCGGCUUCCAGAGAGUGAAAGAACUUUCUCCCUGUACUUUGCAAGCUCAAGCCAAAAAUCAAGUUCUAAUAUGUGUGCACCAGCCAAAACCCUUCAAGUCUUUGACCUCGAAGAACUGGACAGCUACUCUGGUCCUGUUCAAGUCAAAGAAGAACGAAGCCCCAAGCCAGCCACCUCAUCUAAACCUGUCAGCUCCAAGGCUACUGCUGUCCCCAAGCCUUCUACCGCCACAAAGCUACGUAGCUCCAGCUCCUGUAAGAGGAAAGAAUCAGAUUCCCCUGCUACUUCUGAGGCCUUCCCAUAUGAGAACCAUGGGUUUCUCGAAUCCAGUAGGUUCAUGACCAGCUUCCUCAACCAGGGUCUUGAACGGUUGAUGCACUUAUACGAGGAUUCUUGCGGGCUGAACAAGAUGCUGGAGGCUAAACUGAAGAAUGCUGAAUCCACCAUUGCAGACCAAGGAGCAAUCGCCGCCGCCAAGUCACAACACUAUGAGGAUAAAUACAAAGCAGUGACUUAGGAAGCCCAGACUGCCAUCAACAAGGCAAACCAAGAAGCUCAACUCAAGCUGAGCACGAACAGGAUAUGAACUCCUACCGAGAGGCCCUCAAGGGAUCCGUCGUAAUUUCUCUCCUUCAAGACAGGCUAAAAAUGGUUUAUGAAGCCAGAGCCAUGGGCUUUGAAUGCCCUUCUUGGAACGUUAAUGCUUGGGAGGCGAAAUUGAAGGAUCUUGGUGGCAAUCCUGUAGAGCUUCCUGCUAAACCCGUGGUUGAAGAGUCUUCCAAAGCGGCUGAAAUGGUGGUCGAUGCUGGUGGUGAUGCUGAGAAUGAUGCUGGGGCUGAUCCUGGAGCAGGUGCUGGCGAUGAAGCGAUGGUUCAAGAGGGUGCUGCCCCUUGAAGGCAACAGAGUGGGCGGUGAUGGAUUUUGAUGCCUAGGCCGGAGCCCACUUUUUAAAUUUGAUAGUUUGUGGUUGUUUCAACAAUUUACAUUUUUGCCUUUUAAACAAUUUUAAUUUCCUGCACUUAGACAAUAUAAUGGCCAAAGGUGGAGGGAUUAUGAGUUUCAGGACGAAGCCCUUGGUUAUCAAUAUUUAGUAUACUUUUUUGAAUAAUUAACAAUUGAGGGUGGAGGGAUCUUGAGUUUCA
This is a messenger RNA of Helianthus annuus (common sunflower), 1940 nucleotides long. RefSeq lists its product as uncharacterized. The record is from RefSeq and is a predicted model, not a curated record. The transcript has 7 exons. Gene Ontology annotation, cellular component: catalytic step 2 spliceosome; post-mRNA release spliceosomal complex; Prp19 complex. The coding region runs from base 170 to 1315 and encodes 381 amino acids. Lineage: Eukaryota; Viridiplantae; Streptophyta; Magnoliopsida; Asterales; Asteraceae.